UCCACAAACUUCUCUUAGCAGAUCUGGAAGCAAAAAGUCAGUAUUGUUCUCUCAGAUUUAUUCUGGUUUUGUUUCUGUUUUUUUCCCCCUCCUCUAGUGGCUUUCUUUUUAACAGUGCAUCUUACCAAACAUGAUUGAUUUUUGAUGUGAAUGUCUGUCCUGUUUUAUAGCCUUGAAAGCUAUAUUUGAUGAGAAGAGUCUGUUCCCAAAAGAAAUUCUGGAUCGUGAACAAAAAACAAGGCAAAUGUGUGAGCAAAUGUGCAACGAAGGCAAGAUAAUAAGAAAUAAGAAGCAAGCAAAGAUGAAAGAAAAAUAAACCUUCCUGUUGUUACAAAGAAGAGCUGUUUCUGAUCACCUUGGCAAUAUGGAAAUAAAUGUCAGUGAACAAUUGCACCAAUAAGUCAAGCACAGGCGUACAAAACAAUUAAACUACAGACCUUGAAUGUGAAGAAUAAAUUUCCAGAACACUUUUAUAGCUAGAAGAACUGGUACUCCUGUUUUUGAGUGUUUGUAAACUUUAUUUUGUUCCUGAGUAUAAAUUUAUUUCUAAAGAGAAGCAGUGUAUUAAAAAAUCCGACUUUUCUGUUUGACAAUUAUUUACUUACUGUAACAGGUAGUGCCUAAGAUCAAUUUAACUGAACUAUAACAUUGCCUGCAUUUUGUUUAUACAGCAUCAUAAAUGUGUAUGGCAUUUUAUAAAAUAUCAAAAAAUUACCCGCAGCCAUUUCACAUAUUCCACGUUAUUAUCAUGGCUUACUGUGUUUUUAUGGUCGUGCUCACUAUGUGCUUGGUGCUUUCCAAACACUGAACAUGAUCUCUGCUCUGAGGAGCUUACAAUGUAAGGAUAGACAAGUGCAUGGAUUUUAGGGGAAAGGAAACAGGUGUGAAAGAUAGGCCUUUUCCUGCAAUAUCCUUGGGAGACCUUAUUAGAUUAACUUUAAAUAUCUUUGGGGUCCAUUGUAUGAAUGGUUUGUUUUAUUGUGGGCUGGGAUUGUAGGUAACCCCUCGGUGGAGAGGGGAUGCUAUGUGAGACCAGCGUGUUCAAAGGACUAUAUUGAACAAUGUGCCACACAAGAAUGCACUUUUGGAACCAAGUGUGUUAAGUGGUUUCCCUGGGGAAUCUGUAGGGGGGUGGUGAAUGCAAAUUUCCCACCUGUGAUUAUGCCGAAACUCAGCCCAUAGAAGCUGUGCCUUCAAGGGUGGGCCAUUGUAUGCUGAUUACUUGUUACAAGAGAUCAAGAUCAAAGACCCAAGCUGUAUAAAGGAAUGACUGAGCUAUUCAUUGUAGCUUUGAAUCUGAGACAGUUAUGAACUUGUAACCAUGGGGGAAAUCCAGAUGUGGGUUUUGAAGCACUGAUACCUAUCAGAGAACUAGAUUGGAGUUGGGGGGUAAUCUCUGGUAAACUUUUUGUAUGUGUGUAUGUUCUUUUAUUGUUUUCAUAUGUUUUCUUUAUAAUGCUCACACCUUAAGAAUAAAUGUGCUUGCUUAGAAAGAUCUGGUAACUUAUUACUGUGGCAAUUAUACUCUUUUUAGCCUCUGGGGAGAAAGCAAAGUGCAGACGCUAGCUUGUUUAGGCAGUCUGGCUUGCUGAAAAUAGCACAGUUUAGGUAGGGAACUGUGCAGCCUGGGAAAACCACAAUCAGGAGGGAGAGGGACAUGGGCCUCUGAGAACCCUUGAGUGAGUGCCCUUAGUAGACCAUGGAGGAGGAAUAUAGGCAACAAGCACAACAUGCUCCUCACAUACAGGUCAUUUUAAUUCACUGUCAGCACCAUGGCAGGAGUCUUCAAGAGGAAUUUGGUUGUGGCAGGGCCAGGGCACUGCAGAUGAGCUUGAGCUGUACCACACAUGGGUGUCCAUGUGGAUGAAGGCAUGGAGGUGGUUUCAUGAAAAGCUGAAGGAAAAGUGAACAAGGCUGAGAGCAUUGAUAGAGCAAAGGAUACUGUCCCUGUCAAAUGUGUGGUGCUGAGUCACAUGAAUUAACUUUCUUCUGAUCUCAGUUCCACUUAAAUUUCCGAACUGACUAGCUUCAAGCAGAAGCCAAUUUUUUUAAAAAGCUAUCUGCCAUAGAAAUGCUUCUAGAAAUGGAAGGCAACCUACUCCCACCCUUGUCUCCAAAGUCAUGUGGCUCUGAGGUGCAAGCUAGGCAAUAUGUUAUAUAUAAAAUUCUUCCUCUAAAGCUUGUGCAGUUGUGGUUCUGUACUAAGGAAGCCUGGCUUUAUAGAAAUAAUAAAUAUUGGCACUAACUGUUUUCUCAAACUUCUUAAAAUACUAUUUCUGUAGUACAUACAGGCUAUGUCAAAUGUCUGACUGGGGUAGUAUUUUAUCAUUUUUUUAUUGGCAUGCAUUUUGGAUGAAUUGUGUAACUUGUGAUGGGCCCGUUCCACACUCAGGAUGACUAAGGGUACAUCUACGCUGCAAUUAGACACCCAUGGCUAGCCCACACCCGCAGACUUGGGCUAAGGGGCUGUUUAACUGUAGACAUUUGGGCUCAGGCUGCUGCCCUAGGUCUGGGACCCUCCACAUUUGCAAAGUCCUAGAGCCCAGGCUUCAGCCCAAGCCUGAAUGUCUACGCUGCAGUUAAACAGCCCCUGAGUCUAAAUCCCAGGAGCUUAAGUCACGGGCCAGCCAUAGGCUUUUAAUUGCAGUGUAGACACACCCUAAAACCUCUACACCACACUGUCACGUAUUCCUUAUAUCUAUUAUAUAAUGUCACAGUAUUUUAUCACUGCUUGUUGCAUUAAACUGUUUAGGCUAAAAUUUUGCCAGCCCUUAUGAACUGUGUGUGUGAGGAUGGAAUAAGGAGCCUUCCCUCAAUCAUUGCCCCAGCAAAAUGGGGAACUCCAGGCAGAACUGCGCCUUGUGGAGGCAAGAACCUCCCAAUGCUCUGGACUAUUCUACUAUAGACUGCGGCUAAACUCAUGUAACCCUUUGUCCCCUUUCCCCUCCCAGUCAUGCUUAAAAUACAAACAGCCACAAUGUCUGAUGUAUUUGCAAUUUGCAGGUGAAAUCAUGUGGAAAAAGUAACCAUUAUUUCUAUGGGUCAAUUUAGGAGCAUAGUCCAUAGUUCUGCUUCAAAUGCAGACUCUCUCAAGGUAAACUAAGAGGAUCAGAAGGGCACAUUAGAACGGUGGUCACGUUUCUGAGUUAUGCUGUCAUCCCAUUAAACUGAAACACAGUUCUCUCCAUUAAUUUCUUACAUAAGGCAAGACAUCCCAAUUAAUAUUGACACAUUUUAGAAAGACAAAUUUUCAUAAUAAACUUUGUGGCCACCUGUUACGGGUUUUGGUACAUUAAUCAUGCUGCUUUUCAUGAUAAACAUAGAAUCGUGUCCUUGUCCUUGUUGCCCUUUCUUUUUCGUUUCAAGGCAAACCAGUUUUUAAGUAUAGUGUUACUGUGAAGGGUGGAGAGAGAGGUGAAACUGUUUUUCCAGGUAAGCAUAUACAUUAAUUCUUUAAAUUGCUUUUGGAAACAGGAAACACAUUACUGGUUGCUGCUAGCAUAAAACAACUAAAUAUUUUUAAUUAUGUAAGCGUGUUUUUUUAUUAUUGCCUAAUCCAAAUUCCUUUCAAGUAUAGCUUUCUUAAGGUAGGACAAAGCAGUAAGUAUGGGCUUGAUUGCUAUUUCCAUUGAAAUCAAUGGAAGUGCUUUCAGUGACUUCAGCAGGAAUGGGAGUGGGGAAUUGUAACUGAAUUCAAAAUAUAAUUCUGCAACUUAACGUGUUAGGGUUUAAAGCCAUUAAAUUCAAUGGAAAACAUCCAGUGAUUUUUAGUGGACUUUGGAUUAUGAAUUUAGUGUAGCCUAGUUGAAAUGGAUAGUUAGGGGUUUAGGCUGAGAUUGCUCAAAGCAGCCUAAGGGAGAUCCCUUAGACUCCUUUGAAAAUUCCAACCUCUAGUUUCUUAACAUGAUUCAGGCUUAUACUCAAUGCUGACGUCAUUAGAAGUAUCCUCCCUCUUGUCUGCCCUUGGUGCUUGCACAGCUGGAAUUUAACAAUUCCAAAGUAACUCUUGAGCAGAAAGGAGUCCAUUGAAUUCCGGGCUUCAUUUCCAGAGGGGAAAACGCUGCAAUAAACUGUACUACAAUGAGAAGUGCUUUAUUUCAAAGCCUUCUCUUGAUUACAGCUGGAAUGUCCUCAACUUGCAGCCCCAUCUCUAAUCUUAUGGCUGAUAGCAUUACACAACUUGCAGUGGAUCUCUACCAAGUUCUCCAUUGUUCUCCUGAAGAGGAGAACAUCAUACACUCGCCGCUUGGUGUUGCUUUACUUCUUGGAACAGUGCAGUUGGGGGCAAAGGGAAAAGCACUUAAUGAGAUAACACAAGCUUUGAAACUGCAAGGAAAUAAUGAUGGUGAAGAAUUCUCUCUGCUCCAGACACUUUUCUCUGUCACCUCAGAAAAGAAAGAAUUUACAUUUAAUCUUGCCAAUGCCCUCUACCUUCAAGAAGGAUUCAUUGUAAAAGAACAGUAUCUCCAUAGCAACAAGGAAUUUUUUCAGACUGCUAUAAAACUGGUGAAUUUCCAAGACACAAAAGCUUGCACAGAGGCCAUAAGUACCUGGGUGGAAAACAAAACAGAUGGCAAAAUAAAAAAUAUCAUUUCAAGUGAAGAAUUUGGUCCUCUCACUAGGCUUAUUCUGGUGAAUGCUAUUUACUUCAAAGGAGACUGGAAGCAAAAGUUCAAAGCAGAAGCUACCCAUGAGAUGGAUUUUACUAAGAGAGAUGGUUCUGUAACUAAGAUACCAAUGAUGCAUCUUCAGCUGAGAACAAAGUUUGGUCAUUUUUCUGACAAUAAUGUGAGCUACCAGGUGUUGGAAUUACCUUACAAAGGGAAGGAGUUCAGCUUAGUUUUAACACUUCCUUUAGAAGAUGUAACUAUAGAAGAAGUAGAAAAACUAAUUACAGCUCAGCUGAUAAAAGACUGGUUUUCUGAAACACAAGAGGAAGACGUAGAAAUAAGCCUCCCUAGGUUUAAAAUAGAACAGACAGUGAACUUACAAGAAACGCUGCACUCCCUCAAUGUAACAGAGAUAUUUAGUGGCGGCUGCGACCUUUCUGGAAUAACAGAAUCAUCUGACAUACACAUUUCUAAAGCCAUCCAAAAAGUUUGUAUUGAGGUCAAUGAAGAUGGCAGUGAAGCUGCAGCAUCCUCAAGCACGCAUAUGGCAGCAAUCAUGAGUAUGUCACAUAACCAGUUUGUGGCUAACCGCCCAUUCCUAUUUAUCCUGAAACAUAAUCCAACAGGUUCAAUUGUGUUUAUGGGAAGGCUGGCAAACCCUGACAUUCAAAACAUAAGGAGAAGAGAUAUGGAGUCACUAUAAUCAUAACAAAGACAGAAAAAAUGUAAUGUUCUAAAAUUAAAGUCUGAUCAUUACUA
This is a messenger RNA of Gopherus flavomarginatus (Mexican gopher tortoise), 5369 nucleotides long. RefSeq names its product serpin family I member 2 (gene SERPINI2). The coding region runs from base 4081 to 5313 and encodes 410 amino acids. Gene Ontology annotation, biological process: negative regulation of endopeptidase activity. Lineage: Eukaryota; Metazoa; Chordata; Testudines; Testudinidae. The record is from RefSeq and is a predicted model, not a curated record. Gene Ontology annotation, molecular function: serine-type endopeptidase inhibitor activity. The transcript has 10 exons.